Emys orbicularis (European pond turtle) is the source of this 858-nucleotide messenger RNA. It is a transcript of the gene TSPAN33, whose product is annotated as tetraspanin 33. Gene Ontology annotation, cellular component: plasma membrane. Bases 1 to 858 code for a protein of 285 amino acids. The record is from RefSeq and is a predicted model, not a curated record. NCBI's taxonomy places the organism in Eukaryota, Metazoa, Chordata, Testudines, Emydidae. The transcript is spliced from 8 exons.
AUGCCCAGGCGGCUGCCGGGGCCCCCUGCGGGCCCCCACGGGGAGGAUUUCUCCUUUGUGAGCCCGCUGGUGAAGUACCUGCUCUUCUUCUUCAACCUGCUCUUCUGGAUGAUCUCGAUGGUGAUGGUGGCCGUGGGCAUCUACGCCAGGCUGAUGAAGCAUGCAGAGGCGGCCAUGGCCUGCCUCGCGGUGGAUCCCGCCAUCCUACUCAUCGUGGUCGGCAUCCUGAUGUUCCUGAUCACCUUCUGCGGCUGCAUCGGCUCCCUGCGUGAGAACAUCUGCCUGCUGCAGACGUUCUCAAUCUGCCUGACCAUAGUCUUCCUGCUGCAGCUGGCAGCUGGAGUGCUGGGCUUUGUCUUCUCUGAUAAGGCACGCGGGAAGGUGAGCGAGAUCAUCAACAACGCCGUCGUGCAUUACCGGGACGACCUGGACCUGCAGAACCUCAUCGACUAUGGGCAGAAGGAGUUCAGUUGCUGUGGGGGUGUCUCCUACAAGGACUGGUCCCAAAACAUGUAUUUCAACUGCACUGCUGACAACCCCAGCAGGGAGCGCUGUUCUGUGCCUUAUUCUUGCUGCCUGCAUGCAGCUGACCAGGCUGUCAUCAACACCAUGUGUGGCCAGGGGAUGCAAGCCAUGAACUAUCUGGAGGCCAGCGAGUUCAUCUACACCAACGGCUGCAUCGACAAGCUGGUGAACUGGAUCCACAGCAACCUCUUCCUGCUGGGGGGCAUCGCGCUCGGCUUGGCCAUUCCACAGCUGGUGGGAAUCCUGCUCUCCCAGAUCCUCAUCAACCAGAUCAAAGACCAGAUCAAGCUGCAGCUCUACAAUCAGCAGCACCGAGCAGAUCCUUGGUACUGA